GCCCACUUGAGGCAGCACAAGCUCCAGGGCCUCAGGCCCUCACAAAACAUUUGGCAAAGUCUGGACAUUCAGGUCAAAAAUCUGACACACCCCCCCCGCAGUAAAAACACGAAAUCACGUCCCAGAUGGGGAUAAGGGCCUGCUGUCCACAUCUCUUCCCUGAGCUGCCCACUUGGGGCCAUGGCGCUGCCAACAAAGCCUAGCAUGAUUGAUCUGGGCCUGGGCACCUGGAGCCCUAGCUCCCAGGAGCAGAGCCACAGGGCUCGGGCACCCUCCAGGGGUGUUGGCAAGCAGCUGCCUGAGUACAAGGCCGUGGUAGUGGGCGCAAGUGGCGUGGGAAAGAGCGCGCUGACCAUCCAGCUGAACCACCAGCGCUUCGUGGAAGACCACGACCCCACCAUCCAGGAUUCCUACUGGAAGGAGAUGGCCCUGGAUCACGGAGGCUGCAUUCUGAAUGUGCUGGACACGGCAGGGCAGGCCACUCAUCGGGCCCUGCGUGACCAGUGUGUGGCGAUCGGGGAUGGUGUGCUGGGUGUCUUCGCCCUCGAUGACCCCUCGUCUCUAGCCCAGCUGCAGCAGAUGCGGGCCACCUGGGGCCCACACCACACCCAGCCCCUCGUCCUUGUGGGCAACAAGUGUGACCUUGUGACCACCACCGGAGAUGCUCGUGCUGCUGCUGCAGCCCUCGCAAAGAGCUGGGGGGCCCCUUUUGUGGAGACCUCAGCCAAGACACGCCAAGGUGUGGAGGAGGCCUUUUCCCUGCUCAUCCAUGAGAUCCAAAGAGUCCGGGAGGCCAUGGCAAAGGAGGCCAUGGCAGGGCCAGGUGGGGAUAAAGGCCGGCACCAGAAGGCCAUGUGCCGCUGUGGCUGCUCCGUGGCCUGAAGUUCUUGGUCUAGAAAAGUGGACCCUCCCCCAGACCAGGGUGGUGGUUCCUUCACUUGAGACCCGCCUGCCCCCCCCCCCCCCGCUCCCCGACCCCAGCAACUAGCUGUGUGGGACACUGUCGGUGUACUGGGGAUAGAUGGACCCUUCUCCUGGGGAGGUUUUCUUUUGGUGAUGGGCUUUUUGGCAAUGUGGGGCCGUAGCGUUGGUUAUAUGUCAUGUGAAGUUGAGAGAUUGUGUGGAAAAUUAAA
This is a messenger RNA of Balaenoptera acutorostrata (minke whale), 1133 nucleotides long. RefSeq names its product ES cell expressed Ras (gene ERAS). Gene Ontology annotation, molecular function: GDP binding; GTPase activity; GTP binding. NCBI's taxonomy places the organism in Eukaryota, Metazoa, Chordata, Mammalia, Artiodactyla, Balaenopteridae. Gene Ontology annotation, biological process: Ras protein signal transduction. Gene Ontology annotation, cellular component: plasma membrane. Bases 181 to 882 code for a protein of 233 amino acids. The record is from RefSeq and is a predicted model, not a curated record. The transcript has 2 exons.